Molecule: messenger RNA, 417 nt
Organism: Orbicella faveolata
Lineage: Eukaryota; Metazoa; Cnidaria; Anthozoa; Scleractinia; Merulinidae
Product: TNF receptor-associated factor 6-B-like
Source: RefSeq, a predicted model, not a curated record
AUGAGGCAAGAAGGCGAACCUUUACCUUGUCCCGUGGACAGGCAGACCUUGAACCGUGAGGAUAUCUUUCCAGACAAAGCAACGGAGCGGAAGAUUCUAUCGUUGAUCAUAAAAUGUCCAAGUGAUGGUUGCGGGUGGACUGGUGAAUUAAGAUAUAAAGAGACUCACUUGGCAUCCUGCCCUUUUAGAGAUGUUCCCUGCACCAACGAAAACUGUCAAGUUACAUUGAAACGGAAAGAACUCGGUGAACACGUAAGUUUCACGUGCCAGUGGAGGAUUGUACCGUGUGAACUAUGCAGUGAGCCACACCCAAUGUGUCAAAUGGAGGUAACAGUAAACCGAUGAAAGCUUUGCUUAAAUAGAUUGUAAAACGUUAACUAAAUACAGUUUGAGCCGAGUGACCUUGAAACCAGUCAG